AUGUUCGGCGUCUUCUCAUACUGGAUUCUGCCGCUCUUCGCAGCAUGUGUCUGGCUAGGUAUGCUGAGUGCCGCAUUUGAUAUUUGCAACCCCCGACUGACUCGUGUGACAACAGCAACACUCCUCGGUAUGCUGGGCACCUGGCUCGCAAAGGGCUCGCCCCUCUACGUUAGCAUGGAACAAGGCCAAACAAUUGCAUACAUCUCGGACAUUGGCGCAACAGGCCUUCAACCUCUCUUCAUCGCCGGUUCCGCCGUUAGCGUUGUCGUCUUUGAUGUAUGCUUCGUCUCAGAACGCUGGUUGCGCCACAAGGGUCGCCUUGCCCACAACACAUCUACUGUUCAGAAAGUCUUGUCGGGCUUCGCUUGUGCCUUCGCCAUCAUCGGUGCCAUCGGUUUGAUUCUCUUGACCAUUCUGGAUACCGUUUCUCACCCUACCGCUCACGACAUCUGUCUCGUAAUCUUCAUGUAUGUUUCUGUGUUCCACACGCUUUACCACGCUUGUUGCUGA
Messenger RNA from Aureobasidium vineae, 510 nucleotides. The record is from the annotation of a GenBank genome assembly. NCBI's taxonomy places the organism in Eukaryota, Fungi, Ascomycota, Dothideomycetes, Dothideales, Saccotheciaceae.